AUGGCCAAAAUGCUGAGACUAUAUUCCCUCCUCUUCCUCUUCACCAUUUUAUUCUCGGAGGCUAGAUUGACAUCAUCGCACCCUUUCUCGACGAAACUGUCGGCAAAAGCAAUGGCGCUGAAGAAUGAGAAGUUGACCCACCUCCAUUUCUACUACCACAACCUCCUUGCCGGCCCAAACGCUACGGCCCUGCCUCUCAACCCUAAAGGCCCAUUAGAUUACAGCCACCCGGCCGGUUUGUUUGGGCGGUUAACCAUGGCGGACAACCCUUUGACGUUGGAUCCAGAGCUCAACUCCACCGAGGUGGGACGCGUUCAGGGGCUAUACGGCGUCGCUUCCAGGACCGAUGCGGCUCUCGUGGAGCUAUUCAACUUUGUGUUUACGGCCGACGGUAAGUACCGAGGAAGCACCGUCACUGUGUUGGGACGCAACCCCAUACUUGCCACCGGGACAAGGGAGAUGCCGGUCGUCGGCGGCACCGGAGUGUUCUGCUUCGCUCGUGGAAAGGUUCAUCUCAAAACGCAGUUGUUUGAUAAAAAAACGGGAAAUGCGGUCGUGGAGUGUGACAUCUACGUAUUUCACUACUAA
Messenger RNA from Linum tenue, 588 nucleotides. Lineage: Eukaryota; Viridiplantae; Streptophyta; Magnoliopsida; Malpighiales; Linaceae. The record is from the annotation of a GenBank genome assembly.